GUAUUGCUCUAUCUGUGCAGUGACUCUAACCACAGUCAGCUUUCUUAUUCUUUAGCUGUAAAUGCUUCCUUUCCUUGGAGUUUCAGAUUACAAAAUCUUCUGGUUCACUUUCUGAGAGAUUUACAAUUUUUUUUUCUUUUUUACUAUUUUACCUUAACACAUACCCACUUACAACUUGCUUCCUGUCCUGCAAUAUCUGGACACCGCUGAAGAAAUUUCUGAAGAGGCUCAUCCAUAAUUUUGAGAGAUGGUGAAUCAGUUCAAGAAAAUUGUUCUUCUGUUAGGUUUAGAACGUAUCAGUGACUAUAACUUUAGAGUGGUUAAGUCCUUACUGACCCAUGACCUACAACUGACUAAGAAAAUGCGAGAUGACUAUGACAGAAUUAAGAUUGCAGACUUACUAGAAGAAAAGUUCCAAAGGGAUGCCGGAUUGAGCAAACUGAUAGAAGUAUGCCAAGAUAUUCCAGAACUCGAAGACCGUGUUGAUAUGCUUAGAAAAGAGAUGGAAAAAGUUAAAAAUAAAAACAAAAGAAAAGCUAAAACUGCUGCAAAAAGACGGAGGCAGGAUGAAUCCAGUACUUCCCAGCUUACCUCUGAUACAAAGGAAGGUUCGGAACUAGAACCAACUGUGAAGAUGCCUUCAUCAGAGAAAAGUGAAGAUACAAUCAACACAUCACCUGACAUCGUGACAACACCAUUACUCCAGGAAGAGAACAACCUUCCAGAACUUUCAGCAACCAACACAUGCCCAGCUGAGAGUGAACCCCAGGCUCCUCAAGGGAUUCCAACAACAGUCUCCAGCAGCCUCCAGAUCCCCCGGCAGCCUCAAAAAACACCAUCCUCCAUAUUGACAACAUCUCGGGAUCCUUCAGAACCAUGUUCCACCAGUGACUGGGCUUCCCAGGUAUCUCCCAUGACAGCGUUUAGCAGCAACCCGACCAUCCACAAUUCUCUGGCAACAUCAACACUUUCUUAUAGUCGCCAAGCUUCUCUGGAGUCUCCAAAAACAAUGCCCAGCAGUGUUCUGGCCUUUCAGGGAACCCCAGCAACACUGUCCAGCAAUGUCCCAGCCUUGCAGAUGACCACAGCAACAGUGACCAAGAGUAUUCAGGACACUUGGAGGCCUCAAGCAACAGUGCCCAGCAGUGACCCAGCCAUUCAGAUGACUCCAGCAACAAUGACCAGUGGUCAUAAUAGCCCUCAUGUGUCUGCAGCAAAAGUAUUCAGCAGUUACAAUACCCCUAAGGUCCUUCCAGUGACAGUGCCCAGCAGAUUUCAGGCCUUUCAGGUAACUUCAGCAAAAAUGCCCAGCGGUCACAAUAGUACUCAAGUGUCUGCAGCAACAGGAUCCAGCGGUUACAGUAACCCCCAGGCGACCCCAGCAACAAUGCCCACCAGUAUUAAUUGUCCUCCGACGUCUCCAACAACACAGCCCAGCAAUCUUAGGGCUCCUCAGGUACCUUCGGCAACAGUGCCCAGCAUUUCCACUGCUACUUCGCCGUCUCCAGAAACACCUCAUAAGAAACAAAGAUGGAAGACUUUACCCAAACAACCUUCUGAGGAAGAUGGCCUCCAACACGGUUCCAAACAAGUAAUGGUGUUAAAAGCAACAGAACCAUUUACGUAUGACAUGAGAGAAGACAAAAGGAUGUUCCAUGCCACAGUGGCUACUGAGACUGAAUUCUUUAGAGUGAAGGUGUUUGACAUAGCUCUAAAGGAAAUGUUCAUCCCCAGGAAAGUCAUUGUCAUCUCAGAUUAUAUUGGCUACAAUGGGUUUCUAGAGAUAUACGGAGCCUCCUGCGUAUCUGAGGUGAAUGGGAUAAUGAAUAUCCCACUUUCACUGAGACAAAGAGCCACGGCAACACCUAAAAUUAAUACUAUCUGUACACAAAGAGUAGGAACAUUUGUGAAUGGAGUCUUUGCAGUAUAUAGUAGGACAGCAAGGAAUGAAUUCAUUCACUACGGAAUAGAAGACAGAACAGGGAAGAUGGAAGUGGUGGUGUAUGGACAAUUUACCAGUAUCUACUGUGAGCCAGGGGAUAAACUCAGACUCUUCUGCUUUGAACUGAGCUCAAGUAUGAACAUGUGGCAGCUGAGAUCUGUGAGGCACAGUUACAUGCAGGUCAUCCAGUCUCGGAAGAGAGACACAGAACCACCCAAUCCCGAUUCAGUUAUUGAAACAGCCCUACCCUCUUAUUCAUUGACACAUGAACAACACUGGCAAUGAUGUUUAUGGUGCUAAGAUGCAAGUGCAGAAGAAAAAUGUACAUACGGCAAAUGGUGAAAUAAAAUACAUACAAAAUCCAGCUCUAAGUUUUAGGAAAUAGUGCUUUCUUUUCUUUGUUGUU
Molecule: messenger RNA, 2348 nt
Organism: Psammomys obesus (fat sand rat)
Lineage: Eukaryota; Metazoa; Chordata; Mammalia; Rodentia; Muridae
Product: inteferon-activable protein 208-like
Exons: 7
Coding region: 248-2227 (659 amino acids)
Biological process (GO): activation of innate immune response; cellular response to interferon-beta
Molecular function (GO): double-stranded DNA binding
Source: RefSeq, a predicted model, not a curated record